Messenger RNA from Galeopterus variegatus (Sunda flying lemur), 529 nucleotides. Its product is annotated as zinc finger MIZ domain-containing protein 1-like. The transcript has 3 exons. The annotation marks the transcript as partial. NCBI's taxonomy places the organism in Eukaryota, Metazoa, Chordata, Mammalia, Dermoptera, Cynocephalidae. The record is from RefSeq and is a predicted model, not a curated record.
ACUCCCUGCCCAGCCCCGGAGGAGCCUGUCUGGAGCCGCUGGCCUCCUGGCAGACUGUACUAUCAGGGUGGAGUGGGCGCUGCUCAGAGCUCUCCCGCCUUCCACUCACAGCAUAGUUUAUCUUGUUUCAACAGCCAGAACAGUUUAAUGGACAAAAUAACACCUUCUCGGGAAGCAGCUACAGUAACUACAGCCAAGGAAAUGUCACUAGGCCUCCCAGGCCGGUUCCUGUGGCAAAUUACCCUCACUCGCCUGUUCCAGGGAAUCCCACACCCCCCAUGACCCCUGGGAGCAGCAUUCCCCCUUACCUAUCUCCCAGCCAAGACGUCAAGCCACCCUUCCCGCCUGACAUCAAACCAAAUAUGAGCACUCUGCCGCCGCCCCCAGCCAACCACAGCGACGAGCUGCGGCUCACGUUCCCCGUGCGGGACGGCGUGGUGCUGGAGCCCUUCCGCCUAGAGCACAACCUGGCUGUCAGCAACCACGUGUUUCACCUGCGACCCACGGUCCACCAGACGCUGAUGUGGAG